Molecule: messenger RNA, 1552 nt
Organism: Ooceraea biroi (clonal raider ant)
Lineage: Eukaryota; Metazoa; Arthropoda; Insecta; Hymenoptera; Formicidae
Gene: HLH3B
Product: Helix loop helix protein 3B
Biological process (GO): regulation of transcription by RNA polymerase II
Molecular function (GO): DNA-binding transcription factor activity, RNA polymerase II-specific; protein dimerization activity; RNA polymerase II cis-regulatory region sequence-specific DNA binding
Source: RefSeq, a predicted model, not a curated record
UACUAGUCAAAUCGGCUCUUUCGACAUCAGUGUUACUCUUCACCACGUUCGCGAUGUGAGUUAGAUCUCAGUCUUCGAGUCACGUCUUUCUCUCUCGAUGUCAUUUAAUUUCGUGAUAGUAUUGGCUAUUUUACGUGCAACAUGCCGAUGUUAACGUACAGCGGCUGCAGUAUAGCAGUUGCCGAGGCCGAAAAUGGUUCCCCGGCGGGAUCGUUAUUAUCAGGCGAAGGAGAGCUUCCGGACGAAGUCGGGGAUUCUCCUGGGACGUCGAGGGACACUGAGGAGGAAGCCACGCUUUCCGAUGAAUUUUACUCCCAUGACACUGACGAGGAGGACGAUCAGAGCAAAAGGAGACGCGACCGUUCUAGCUCCUUAGAUGGCAUCUCCUCUUCUGGCAAUGGUCAUUCAGGAUCACCCACACCUCGCACAGGAGGCUUAGGAAUCAGAAAAUUAUUCACUAAUAGUCGCGAACGAUGGAGACAGCAGAACGUGACCGGUGCGUUCGCCGAACUUCGUAAAUUGGUGCCAACGCAUCCGCCGGACAAGAAACUGUCCAAGAACGAGAUAUUAAGAAUGGCGAUACGAUAUAUAAAAUUGUUAAGCAACGUUUUAGAGUGGCAAAAGGAUCAAGAUCGUAACGGGAUGCAGCAACACAACGUGCGUAUCAAGUGCGAAUCGCAUUUGAACAAUCAAAAUACCGUCACGUACCACGCGAAGCCGAUCGUGACUCUUCUAAAACAGGAAAAGCAGAAUGCCUCCGAAAAUUCUCACGUUUUUCGUGUUAAUUAUUCCAUGCAGAGACAUGCGGCGUGUGACAAAAGUAACAGCAAUCUACUGAUGAUCGCACCGGGCGGACUCAGCACAGCCAUAUCUACCGGAAAACGUUGUGUCACUCCCUCCGUCGUAGUUACCCAAGGCAAUUUUCACAGCACCAGUAACGGUGUCAUACGUUCAUUAGCGCCUGGCCGAUCCCCGAGUUUUCCGAAAUCACCGCAGGUGUCAUCGAAUACUCCUAAUGGAUCUUCCUCGUCCUUGACUGGUAACGCGCCAGUCACGAACGGAAUGGGAUCAGGUGUCGCAAACUGCGCUCAGAAGAGAUUCAAGAUCGAACGCGAGGAGGAAGAGCAGACUUCGAGGGACUGCAGGGCUCCAAUACCGCCUGCACAUAAUGUUCCUGUUAGAAAAAGGGUCAAAGUUACUUUUAUGAAAGAGGCAAAUUCGGGAUUUCGUGGCGAUCUGUGUGGUGUAGAUCGCAAGUGAAACGCGGAAAGAUUCAUUAUCGUGAUUACAUUCAAAUACGUACUUAAUAUAAAUAUUUCUUUUUUCUGCUGUAUUUGACAAUAACUAGUAUUAUGCAGUAUGCAAUUGAACUUAAUUCCGUGAUUUAAUUCUUGAAUUAAUGUAUAUAAAAUUUUAUUUUUAUUAUUCAAAUUUUAAAGAUUCUCUCAAUUCACGCUAGAUAUACUAUUACAUCGUAUAUGCAUAUCUAUUAUUGUGUUGAGUAGCAUUAUUCGAAUACUGACUUAAUAAAGACUUCGUUUUGUUGUAAAAA